AUGCUGAAAAUACCCAGACCAACAAAGGUGGACCCAAGACCAGAGUGUUUUUCAUCCACUUUGAAGGAAUGUUUUUGUAUCUUCACCCUGACAUUUGCCCCAGCUGCAGCGUCCAUGGCCACAGGAGCCUACCAAAUAUCCAUCAACAAAGUUGCUGACCACUUUCAUGUUGCCGGUGGAGCACUAACAUGGAGCAUAAGCAGUGUAGGUCUUGCAAAUGGAAGCUUGCUGUUGUUAAUGGGGAGUAUAGCAGACUUAUUUGGCAGAAGAUACUCUGUGUUAACGGCAUUUACACUUUACAGUAUGUUUUCUCUUAUUGGAGGGUUUAUGAACAACUACAUCGCUCUAUGCAUCUUCAGGGCCUUACAAGGUGUUGUUGUUGCCGUUGGGACUCCAGCUGCGGCAGGUAUUAUUGGGGCCAAUUAUCCAAUAGGAAGGAGAAAGAACAGAGCAUUCGCAUGUUUCGCCGCCGGAGCCCCCCUAGGGAUGUGUUUUGGGCUUGUAGUUGGCGGUAUUGCAGCGGAAUUUUCUACUUGGAGAGCUAUCCAUUUUUUUAAUACAGUUUGGUAUGCCCUUUUAGCAACAGUGGCCUUUAUAACGGUGCCUAAAGAUCAAGACACUGAGCUGUCCAAAAAAGGUAAACUAGCUACUUUGAAAGAGUUAGAUUACAUGGGUGCUUUCCUCUCUUUGACAGGAUUUACCUUAUUCUGUUUUUCCCUAACUCAAGUUGAUGUCACAGUUCAUGGAUGGAAAACGCCCUACAUCAUUGCGCUACUAAUAGUUGGUUCGCUGUUGAUCGUCGCACUGUUUGUAUGGGAAAAAUAUGUACCACGAAGGCCCCUAAUGCCAAUGGAGAUGUGGUCGAACUCAAGGUUCGCCCGUAGCAUUACUAUCAUGUCACUGCUUUGGCUCUGCUUUGCAGGAACAUUGACUUACUUUUCGAUCCUGUUCUUUGAGAACGUUCAAGCUAGGUCGCCCUUACUUACAACGGCAUACAUCCUCCCAAUGGGCAUUGUGGGGAUAUUAACUAACAUUUUUAUUGCAUUUACACUGCAUGUAAUUCCAGGCAGAAUAUUAUUACUCGCAGCAUCGUUGUCCUUCUGCGGUUCUGCGGUAAUUUGGGCUACAGUGUCGAAGAACCGGCUUUACUGGGCUGGACCGUUCCAAGCAAUCAGCUUGUCAGUCAUUGGUGCUGACACAGCAUACAAUGUAUGCAACAUGGUAACAAUGACAUCAGUCUCUAAAGAUCUACAGAGCUCCGCGGCUGGAGUCUUCAACACUGUCAUCCAGCUUUCCGGGGCUGUAGGGCUGGCUAUUUCUUCUGCCGUUGUUAAUGCCCGAAAUCCACUUUACGGAACUCCCCAACAGAACGACGACCCAGUGAAAUUACUGGACGGCUUUCGAAAUGCCUGGUACUGCGCUAUAGGAUAUUCUGUUGUUGCAGUAGUUUUGUCGUGCUUCCUGAAAAUCGGAACUUACGGCAAUUCGCAGCAUGAAGAAGCGGAACCUGAGAUAGCCUCAGAGACAUUGCCCCAAGGCUUUGAUGGGAAGACGAGCCCGUAA
Molecule: messenger RNA, 1563 nt
Organism: Komagataella phaffii GS115
Lineage: Eukaryota; Fungi; Ascomycota; Pichiomycetes; Pichiales; Pichiaceae
Exons: 1
Coding region: 1-1563 (520 amino acids)
Biological process (GO): transmembrane transport
Cellular component (GO): membrane
Molecular function (GO): transmembrane transporter activity
Source: RefSeq, a predicted model, not a curated record